Molecule: messenger RNA, 981 nt
Organism: Fusarium pseudograminearum CS3096
Lineage: Eukaryota; Fungi; Ascomycota; Sordariomycetes; Hypocreales; Nectriaceae
Exons: 1
Coding region: 1-981 (326 amino acids)
Source: RefSeq, a predicted model, not a curated record
AUGAGCGCGACCUUCACUCAACUAUUUCCAUCGAAACCCACCUACACGGAAGAACAUAUACCAUCUUUGAAUGGGAAGGUCUUCUUAGUCACUGGCGGAACCAAUGGAGUUGGACUGGAGCUCGUCAACAUACUCUACUCCAAGGGCGGCACAGUCUACCUCCCUUGUCGGUCCGCAAACAAAGCAGCAAAGACAAUAAAGGACAUUCAAGCCUCUCAUCCCGACAGCCCUGGUCAACUCAAUUAUCUCCCACUAGACCUCAAUGAUCUCUCUUCAGUGGCAGCUUGUGCCUCUGCCUUCCUGGAACAAGAGACUCGUUUGGAUGUGCUGUGGAACAACGCUGGCAUAAGCUACGCACCACCUGACGAGGUUACUGUCCAAGGAUAUGAACCCCACAUGGGCAUUAAUUGUCUGGCACCCUUCCUUCUUACCAAGCUACUACUUCCUGUGUUGAAGCACACAGCUAGUAUGUCGUCUGAGCCGUCGACAAGAGUCAUCUUUAUCGCCUCGGGCAUGGUAGACUCGUCACCGCCAGGAGGGAUACCAUUGGAGGAGCUUCACCCUGGAAAGCCAUCCCGAGAUCUAUCACGGAACUACACUAUUUCCAAAACAGGAAAUUGGUUUCUUGCUUCCGAGUUUGAUCGUCGAAUGCGAACAGAUGGAGUCGUCUUUAUUGCCCAGAACCCAGGAAAUCUGUUGACCAACAUCUGGGACCGUGUUCCAUGGUUUCUGAAGGCACCCAUCAGAGUACUGCUGCAUCCACCGAUAAAGGGUGCUUAUUCAGAGCUUUGGGCCGGUUUGAGCACUGACAUCAAGCUUGAGGACGGUGGUCGGUAUGGUGUGCCAUGGGGGAAAUGGCAUCCGGGUCCCAGGAAGGAUCUUUUGCUCAGUUUGAAGACCAAGGAAGAUGGAGGAAGUGGUAUUGCAGAGGCUUUCUGGGAAUGGUGCGAGAAAGAAACAGCCAGCUUCGUGAAAGACUAG